CUCUAGGAUACGGCCUGGCGGAGCUGCAGUUCCCUUAGCGCGAUCUGUCCCGAGAUGGCCGUACGCGUACCGGCGGGCGGAGAGCAGGGACGCGGCGCUGCUCCGCGCUGGACAACCGCCGCCAGCGGGCACUGCGGCCUCCCCCGCUCCUGCGCUGAGCUCCGAGGGGAUGGCGCAGAGUUGGAGGGGGCGCGAAGAGCCCCGCUGGGCCGCAGCAGGUUCCUGAAGGUGCGCAGCGGCGAAGCGCGCGGCCACCAGCGGGGCCCGGCGGCGCGCGGAGGUGAAGCCACGAGCGCUCUGCUCAGCGCUGCUCACGCCCGAUCGAAUUCAGCUCUGAGGAAAGUGGCGCAGCUGCAAAGCAAAAUCCUGGAUCGGAAAAAGCAGCUGGAAUUGCAGAGCACUGAGUUGGGCCGGAAGCCUUUGGAUGAAGACUCCUCGUCUGCUUCCAGUCUUGAACACCACACAAGAGGCAAGAAAUACUUGAAGGGUUGUGCUGCAGUUGGUAGGAAUGUGGCUGCCAGUCGGGGCUGCUCUGAGGAAGAGGAGAGCACCCAGAGCCCCAAAAGGAACGUUACAGUUACACAACAGCUUGGUUUGGGUACCUAUGAGAAGCCAAUGAGAGAAUUCAUGGAGAACUCUUUGGAGUUUUCCAGUGGAAGGGAGAACCAAAGGUGUGUUACAACUGAUUCCAGGUGGGGUGGAAAGAGGGAGACUCCAGUUGCACCAGGAACACCUCCUCCAUCUCAUAAGGAAAUUCCACUGACGGAGGUAUCUGCAGUGCCUUCUCUUCACAGCAAAGGCUCAGAGAAAAACAUUUUAGGUGGAAGUAAUUUGCUAAGACCUUCACCGGCCAGCAGAAACAGGACGGCACGACAUGAUAUGAGGUCUCAAUCGCUGUCGUCUUCCAUGAAAGACAAUACUGUAAAGAUGACUUUGCUCAGAAGAGGCAAUGCCAAGCAGAGUCAAGUGUCAAAUGGAAGUGGUGGAAGUGAAAUAAAAUCAUUAGAUGACUUAUUUUCAAAAGCAGAUGACGUGGAAGAUUCAACUAGCAUAAGCUCAAAUGACUUCAGGCAGAAUAUCCUGAGCCUUGAUGAUUUAGCAUCAGGUAUCAGCGAGAUGGCAGAAUUAAAGCAGCAAGGGACAGAUAUUCAAAUUAGUCGAGAAACAAAUAGAAAUCCAAAAAAAGACACAUUUCUAUUGGAAAAGGAUCAAACAUUUCCUAAAAUAAGUGCAGAAAUUGAUGCAACUGAUACUUCUGAAAGGGAUACUGAAAAUGUGACUGAAGCCGAAAUCCCUGAGCAUUUAGAAGUUUCUGCAGAUUUUUCUAGACCCAGGCAGGAUUAUCCUGAUCAGGAUGACAGAACUGUUAAUUCAGAAUAUUCUGAAGACUUCGAACAAUCUCCAUCUACAACAGACAAGGAAACUGUAUCAAAAAUGUCAGAGGAACAUUCUGAGAGUUACGCAUAUUCUGGAAAAGACCCAUCUUCUUCAGCAUCAUCCCCUUUACUUACCAGAGAAAGGCACAAACGGAUACACAGAGUAGCUGUAAAAGAAACUGCAGCUCAGACAGUAGAUUUGCCGUUCACCUAUUGCUGGUCAAAGACAAACAGCUCUGCGGUGCUUGGUUUGCCUGUUGGAAACAGCUAUGUUGAUCCAGUACCUAUUGCCAGUCACGUUAUCAGCAUGGAUACAGUAGAAGCCUUGACAGCAUACAAUCCCUCAGUUCUUGUUUUAAAUGCCAUGUUAAAACAGCACUUGAUGUUGACCCAGCAAUUUGUGGAGAACAUUCAGCACCUUCACUUGUCCCUUGUGGAGUCUUUAGAGAAUGAGAAGUUCCACUAUCAUACACUGGAGGAGGCUAAAGAGUACAUCAAGAAUCACAGAUCCCCACCUUUAACGAUUGAACAAGCAUUUGAAGAAAUCCAGAGAGCGGAAGAGAUACUGCCAUCGUCAUGAAUGUUAAGUAAACAUACAUUUACAAAUCUCACGUCAGAACAAGAAAUCCUUUCAGACUGCAUAGAUAAAAAGCUGCAAACUAUGCACCAACUGCUCUGUAUCUUGUAAGGCAUCAUUUGUUUUCCUGCUGUUUUUAUUACGUUUUUAUGUUUUUACUACUGUUUAUGGUGCAGGGAUAGGUAAAAGCUAUGAGUCAGCCUACAGCAUGGUUAGCAAAGAAGAAAACCAAAAUAACUCUUAUCUAAAAGGACUGGGGUAAGUUGUUAGUCCCUGUGUUUAUCACAUAGAUCAUCUGCUUUUUUAUCACGGUAGAAGUGAAAGUCUAUACCACAGCAUCAAGGACUACAAGGAGGGAGGAAAAUGCCAUCCUGCUGUUAGAGCUUCAUUUAAGCAGUCCUAUCAGAUUACUACAUAACCAAACACAGGCAAAGUUACAGUAAAUUCAGUACAAGGGAAGCUUAUAGCCUAAUGCUGAAAUCCAUUUAGUUUGAAAUAUGAAGCACCAUGUUAUUUUUUAUUAAAAAAGGUGUUUAUUGGAAGGCAAAACAAUAAAAUUCACAAGUUGGUAACAUA
Gallus gallus (chicken) is the source of this 2529-nucleotide messenger RNA. RefSeq names its product C19orf44 homolog (gene C19orf44). The record is from RefSeq and is a predicted model, not a curated record. Lineage: Eukaryota; Metazoa; Chordata; Aves; Galliformes; Phasianidae. The coding region runs from base 55 to 1956 and encodes 633 amino acids. The transcript has 8 exons.